Molecule: messenger RNA, 5098 nt
Organism: Bombina bombina (fire-bellied toad)
Lineage: Eukaryota; Metazoa; Chordata; Amphibia; Anura; Bombinatoridae
Gene: HERC3
Product: HECT and RLD domain containing E3 ubiquitin protein ligase 3
Exons: 25
Coding region: 161-3313 (1050 amino acids)
Molecular function (GO): ubiquitin-protein transferase activity
Source: RefSeq, a predicted model, not a curated record
GGGCAAUUGCAGGAGGAGCUUGUGUGGGAGUCGAUAGCUAAACUUCCCUGUUAUUAUAUUAGCCAGGGGACAGCUAGGAGUGAGAAAAGAGGAGGUGGGAGAUCACUGCUGGAAGAAUACCCACAGAUACACACUUUAUGUUGUGCUGAGAGUAUAAACCAUGUUAUGCUGGGGUCACUCUGCUUUUGGUCAGCUUGGAAUAACCACCAGGGGCCCUGAUAUUGUGUCCGAGCCCUGCCGUUGCAACUUCUUGUUGGACAAAUGCAUCAAGGAAGUGGCUUGUGGAGAGAAGCAUUCUGUGUUCUUACUGAAGGAUGGGAACGUUUAUAGCUGUGGUUGCAAUCAAUAUGGUCAACUGGGGCAUGAGGACAAAGGAGGAAAUGCAGGUCAAGUUACAGGUUUGGAUGGUGAGCACAUAAUCCAUGUGGCAUGUGGACAGUUCCAUAACCUGGCCCUUAAUUCCCAGGGUCAUCUCUUCUCAUGGGGAUCAGGAGCUGAUGGACAGCUUGGACAUUCCAUGAUAGAAACCACCAUUCCUGUGCCAAGGUUAAUCAAGAAGCUAAAUCAACAGAAGAUUCUGCAGGUUUCCUGUGGCAACCAUCAUUGCCUGACUCUUGCAGAUGAUGGUCAAAUAUUUACAUGGGGACAGAAUCACUUUGGCCAACUAGGACUGGGAAAAAGCUUUAAUUCCCAGUCAAGCCCGCAACGUGUGAAGUCCUUGGAUGGUAUCCCCCUGGCGCAGGUCGCUGCAGGAGGCUCACACAGCUUUGCCCUGUCUCUAUCCGGGGCGGUAUUUGGAUGGGGGAAGAACAGCGCGGGGCAGCUAGGGUUAAACGAUGAACAAGUUCGAGAGUCACCAUGUCACGUAAAACCGUUACGCACCCAGAAGGUAGUAUAUAUCAGCUGUGGAGAAGAGCACACUGCCAUCCUAACAAAGCCUGGAGGCAUUUUUACAUUUGGAGCUGGGGGCUGCGGACAGUUGGGGCAUGAUUCUUUAAAUAAUGAGAUAAAUCCUCGCCGCGUGUUGGAGCUGAUGGGAAGUGAAGUCUCUCAGAUUGCAUGUGGCAGACAGCAUACCCUUGCUUUUGUGCCUUCUACAGGAGUUCUCUAUGCAUUCGGUUGUGGAGAUCAAGGCCAACUGGGGACUGGUCAUACCAACCAUAUCAAGUGCCCUGUUGUAGUCAAAGGGAAGUGGGCCGCACAUUCUGGGCAGAUCCCAUCUACAUCAGAUGCUGCUACAUAUAACAUUAUCAAGCGCAUUUUUUCUGGAGGGAACCAGACAUUUGUUCUUUGUUCUAAACUGGAGAGUUCUCAGCCAGCAGAGGAUUUCCGUUUGUGCAACAACAAAAAUUACACUAGUCUUAUAAAUGACGAGACAAUUGAUGUCUGGAGACAGAAAGUACUGGAUAACUGUAACUCCAACUCUAUCAACGGCAUCGUCCAGACUUUAUCAUCUUCUGCCUGUUGGAAUGGAAGUUUCUUGGAGAAGAGGAAUGAUGAGCAUUUUAAAACCAGCCCAAAAAUUCCAGGAAUCAACAUGUAUUCUGUAAAAGUGUUGUUUGAGAUAUUGAUGAAUGCACAUCACUCCAGGCUUCUCGAGCAGAUCCUAAAAGGUUUUGAGAGCUUCCUCAUCCCACAGCUAUCCAGUUGCCCUCCUGAUGUAGAAGCAAUGAGGAUAUACCUCAUCCUCCCUGAAUUCCCAUUGGUUCAGGACUCCAAAUACUAUAUCACACUGACUCUUCCUUUAGCAAUGGCAAUCCUGAGGCUGGACACAAACCCAAGUAAAGUGCUGGAUAACUGGUGGUGCCAGGUUUCUCCAAACUACUUCUUCAGAUUAAUUGAUCUAUAUAAAGGGGCUGUAGUCUAUCUCCUGAGUGGUAGGAAGACCUUAUUGAUCCCUGUGCUGUUUACAAGCUACAUCUCUGCUGCUCUAAGACUUCUAGAAAAAAUGCACAAGGUGAACAUGAAGGUGCGACAUGUGGAAAAUGAAAAGUUUUACAUUCCAGAAAUUUCCAGCUUAGUAGACAUACAAGAAGAUUAUCUCAUGUGGUUCUUAAAUCAAGCGGGAUUGAAAGCACCUCCUUCUAUUAUGCAGGAUUCAGUGACGUUAUGUUCCUAUCCAUUUGUAUUUGAUGCCCAAGCAAAGACAAAAAUGUUACAGACCGAUGCGGAGCUGCAGAUGCAGGUGGCAAUCAAUGGAGCAAACCUGCAGAAUGUCUUUAUGCUGCUUGCUCUGGAGCCCAUGCUGGCCAAAAACCCCUACCUCGUACUGCAUGUGCGCAGAAACAACCUGGUGGCCGAUGCCCUGAGGGAGCUGAGUAUUUAUUCUGAUAUAGACCUGAAGAAGCCUCUGAAGGUAAUAUUUGAUGGUGAAGAAGCUGUGGACGAUGGUGGAGUUACUAAAGAAUUCUUCCUGCUACUCCUCAAGGAACUAUUAAAUCCCAUAUAUGGAAUGUUUACAGUCUACCCAGACUCCAACUUGCUCUGGUUCUCAGACAUUUGUUUUGUAGAGCACAACUGGUUCCAUCUCAUUGGCAUCAUGUGCGGUUUAGCCAUAUAUAACUUUACUGUGGUGGAUCUACACUUCCCACUGGCUCUGUAUAAAAAGCUCCUGAAUGUGCCUCCAACAUUGGAAGAUCUGAAAGAACUCUCCCCAACAGAAGGAAGGAGUCUUCAGCAACUCCUAGACUACCCUGAAGAUGACGUGGAGGAGACUUUCUGCCUUAACUUUACAAUAUGUAGAGAAAGUUAUGGACUGACUGAGAUUAAGCCCUUAGUGCCUGGAGGAGACCAGAUAACUGUGAAUAAAGAGAACAGGAAGACAUUUGUAGAUGCCUAUGUUGAUUAUGUGUUCAACGUGUCCGUGAAAGAGUGGUACGAAGCCUUUUCUACUGGUUUCCUAAAGGUUUGCGGUGGAAAAGUGUUGGAGCUUUUUCAGCCGUCAGAACUGAGAGCCAUGGUAGUGGGCAGCAGUAACUAUAACUGGCAAGAGCUGGAAGAGAGUGCUGUGUACAAGGGUGAAUACACUGCUACACACCCCACUGUGAAGAUGUUUUGGGAAACAUUCCAUGAAUUCUCUCUGGAAAAAAAGAAAAAGUUCCUACUGUUUCUCACCGGCAGUGACCGUAUUCCCAUCUAUGGCAUGUCAAGCCUACAUAUCAUUAUCCAGUCCGUAUGCAGUGCUGAAGAUCACCUGCCCGUAGCUCACACAUGCUACAACCUUUUGGAUUUGCCCAAGUACAGCAACAAAGAAACUCUCAGGAGCCGGCUUACCCAGGCUAUAGAUCAUUACGAGGGUUUCAGUUUAGCAUGAGAAAGAGCUUUACAUUCUCUUGCUGCACUCUUAACACCAUGCACUUUAGCAUCCACUGUAAAAAUAUUGUAUACAUAUAAAGAAAACUGCAUAAAUGUUUAUUUUUGUAACGUAAUCUAUAAAAAGUGCAAAAAACUAUUAAAAAAUGUGCAAAAUAAGGUUCAGGAAUGAGGAUUCAAAAUAUUUCUUUGAGUUCUUUGUAAUACUUUGGAAAUAUAAUUGUGUUUUUGUUUUUUUUAAGUCUGAUUCAGUCCUAUUUAAUUUGGACUUUUAUUAUAUUGCUUUAAUUCUUACUUCAUAAUGAUGCCAGACAUACGGUGUAACUAUGUAGAUAUCUUGGUAAUAUGCAAAAAAAAAAUGUAUUAUGCGUUUUGCUCAAAAAACAUUUGUUUACUAAAAAAACAUUUUUUAACUAAUUUUAUCUGAAAUUUGUUCAUGUACUAAACAAAUUUAGUUCAUUAAAGGGACAUUAAAAUCAGGUGUUGUUUUUUUAUUUUAUGAUUCAGAUAGAGCAUGACAUUUUAAACAAUUUUCCAGUUAACAUCUUUUAUCUAAUUUAAUUUACUUCGUUUGAAAGGAUACCGAGAUAUGCUCAGGGGCAGCAAUACACUACUGAGAGCUAGCUCCUGAUUGCCGGCUGCACACACAUGCUUCUUUUCAAUGCUUUACCCAUUGUGUUCAGCUAGCUCCCAGUAGUGCAUUGCUGCUCUUUCAACAAAAGAUACCAAGAGAAUUAAGAAAAUGUGAUAACAGAACUAAAUUAGAACGUUGCUUAACAGUGUAUCUAAAUCAUGAAAUAAAAACGUGGGUUUUUAUGUCCCUUUAAACAAACAGAUGAACUGAUAAUAAAUGUAUUUUGUUUCUCUUAUUAAAUGAAGAAACUAAAUUAGCGUAGUUUGUAUUGGUUCAUUAAUUUUUUUUAGUUAAUGAAUACAUUUUUGCAUACAAUUUAAGUCCGUUAUUCGCUUCAUGACCGGAUAACAAUAAAAAAUUGUUGUGCAUCUGCUUGAUAAUAUCACGAUAAAGGGACAGUCUACACCAAAAUUGUUAUUGGUUAAAAAAGAUGGAUAACGCCUUCACUACCCAUUCCCCAGUUUUGCACAACCAACAUUGUUAUAUUAAUAUACUUUAUAACAUUUAAACCACCUCUAAAUUUCUGCCUGUUUCAAAGCCACUACAGACAGCCUAUUAUCACAUGCUUUUUUAUUAGCUUUUCACAGACUCUGCUAAUCCAUGUGGGCCAUAUAGAUAACAGUGUGCUCUCCUCAGUGGAGUUGAUGACACUGCACUAAUUGGCUAAAAUGCAAGUCAAUAGAUAAUAAAUAAAUAAAUAAAUAGUCAUGUGAUAAGGGGGCUUUCAAAAGAGGCUUAGAUACAAGGUGAUCUCAGAGGAAAACAGUAUAUUUAUAUUACAGUGUUGGUCAUGCAAAACAGGGGAAUGGAUAAUAAAGAGAUUAUCUAUCUUUUUAAACAAUAACAAUUUUGGAGUUGACUGUCCCUUUAAUUCUACAAAGAGCAGCAAUGAAAUGUUUUAAAAUACAUAACAGUCUAAUCUUAAUGUGAAACUUCUAAAGCAGAGAUUAUAUUUUUCUGUAUUUUUAAAUUAUUAUAAGAUUUUCAGAACCUAGGUAUUCGCUGGAAUUUCAUCCUAGAGAUGUAAAUGUCCUGGUUUUCUUGGGCUUAUGCACAAUGUUUAACUUCAUAUUAGAUUAUGGUAUUGAAUUGAAUUGGUCAUAUUUAUGUCACACAGCAAAAAAAAAGAAUAAACAAUACAUUUUUAUUUUU